AGUGAUCUUGGGAUCAUCAUUGGGAUCAUAAGCUGCCGUGUCUGUUCACAUAUAGUGCUUUUGUGCCUAAUCGAGAGUAGCUUAAGAGUGAUUAUUUAAUUAUUAUACAAUUGCAACAAUGUCGCAAUUGACUUCAAGUGCAGCACUUCUUGUGCUGUUCCUCUUGUGUUGUUUCACACAAAAUUCGGAAGUAUUUUGUCAAGAAUCAGAUGCUACCCCAAGUGUUGAAUUAUCAGUUCAAUCCAUGGACAAUGGUGAUCCAUCGGAAACUCCAGAAACGGAUGGACCCGAUGGACCGGUACCUGAAGUGAUUGACGUCAAUAACUUACCUCCUUUCCCUGUUUUACGAAACAUGCUCCUUGAUUCUGACAAUGAAGUGGAGACGUUCAAUGGAUAUCACUAUGAUAAACCAGAUAUUCCCUUUGAAGAUACCAAUGUCAAUCCAGUUGAAGUAGAAGGAUACAGUUACCCAAAACCAUCUAAUCCCCUAACUUAUCCCGAUCGUGCGGAUAAUGUUGUUCAAGAAGAAGAUCUGGAUCCACGAAAUGUUGUUCCUGAAAGUGAACAAGGACCUCCAGUGAUUGAUUUACCAGAUGAUUCCAUCCGGAUUCUAGACGAUGAAGUGGCUGAUGUUGAGGAUGAGGCUCCGGAUGCCACAGACGCAUCUGAUGCAAAUCAAUAGACAAAUAUCGAGAGCCCAAAAACCUUGUGUCUCCAUCAUCAGAAUAUUUUCGUUCUUUCAUCACUGGUGCUUUUGUGUACAAAGAGUGAUUUCAAUGGAAAUAUUUACUCCGCAAAUACAUCAAGAGUUGUGUUGAAUCUA
Messenger RNA from Phlebotomus papatasi, 823 nucleotides. RefSeq lists its product as uncharacterized. NCBI's taxonomy places the organism in Eukaryota, Metazoa, Arthropoda, Insecta, Diptera, Psychodidae. The record is from RefSeq and is a predicted model, not a curated record. The transcript is spliced from 2 exons. Bases 119 to 682 code for a protein of 187 amino acids.